AUGGCGUCCAUCUCCUCGAACACCGAGGUCGCUUCUCAAAGUGAGCAGCAUGUCGUGGAGCACGCGGAUAAUACCGCUCGGUCCUGGUCUGCUCGAUCUAUCUAUCGGUCGAUCCCCUUCCAGAUCGCCAUCGCUAGUGGUGUCUCUUUCACGGCCCCUGGUAUGUGGGAUGCCAUGAACAACCUUGGAGCUGGUGGUGCUGCAGAGCCUUACGCUGUUUCGGCUGCCAACGCUUUGGUCUACGGCUUGUUCGCUAUCGUCUGUGUCUUGGCCGGAGCUAUCAACAACCGUAUCGGUCUUCGAUUCGGUUUGGUUAUUGGAGCUAUUGGUUACCCCAUCUACGGCGCUGGUCUCUACACCAACAAUGUUUCUCCGACAACGUGGUUUAUGCUAUUCGGUAGCGCACUCUGUGGUAUCUCGGCGGGUUUCUUCUGGGCUGCUGAGGCUGCUAUUAUCAUUGGAUACCCAAGCCCUAAAGAUCGUGCUUUCUACCUUGCUAUCUGGCAAACUGCCAAGGCCGCUGGCCCAAUCAUUGGUGGUGCGAUCAGUCUUGGCCUCAACGCCAAGAACUCGUCGCAGGGAACGAUCAGCUCAGGAACUUAUAUCGUGUUUGUCGUGAUUAUGUGUCUUGGACUUCCCAUCGCGCUCUGUCUGAGCCCCGCUGAGAAAGUGCAGCGCAAGGACCGCACUUUGGUCUUGGUGCACAAGCAAGCUACCUGGGGCGCCGAAUUCAAGGCAGCCCUGAAGUUGAUUGCCACACGCCGUGUCCUUCUGCUUCUUCCAGCAUUCUUCAUCAGCUACUUUUACAACGCGUUCCUGAGCACCUGGUUGACCGACUACUUCACCGUCCGAUCCCGCGCUUUCUCGUCCUUCUUCACCAACUUUGCCGGUAUUGCUUCUUCCUUCUUGAUUGCGACUCUGCUCGACCGUCAAUCCAUCAACAUCAAGACUCGUGCCAAGGCUGGCUUCUUGGCUAUUGUGAUUAUCCUGGCCGGCACUUGGAUUUGGGCUUGCAUUCUGCAGAACCAGUUCUAUAACGCGCCGACAACACCUGUCUUCGAUUGGUUCACUGGAGGGUUUGGAAAGUCGUACGCUCUUGUCUUUUUCUGGACUUUCGGAGGCCAGGCCUUCCAGCAAUAUCUUUACUGGCUCGUGGGCCAAUACAGCACUGAUAUCUCGUCCUUAUCGUACCACUGCGGAAUUCUGCGUGGAUUCGAAGCUCUGGGACAGACAGUUGCCUGGGCUAUGCAAUCCGAGGGAAAUGCCAAUCACUUCGUUAGCAUCGGUCUUAAUUUCGGUAUCACGAUGCUGUGCAUUGUGCCUACCUGGAUGGUUCUUUCUGAACUUGACCACAGCCAUGAAGUGGUAGUUACUGUCGAUGAUGUACCGACUAAAGUACAUGAUGAUGAUACCCAAGCUUAA
Molecule: messenger RNA, 1422 nt
Organism: Penicillium verhagenii
Lineage: Eukaryota; Fungi; Ascomycota; Eurotiomycetes; Eurotiales; Aspergillaceae
Exons: 3
Coding region: 1-1422 (473 amino acids)
Biological process (GO): transmembrane transport
Molecular function (GO): transmembrane transporter activity
Source: RefSeq, a predicted model, not a curated record